Chrysoperla carnea is the source of this 730-nucleotide messenger RNA. Its product is annotated as calcineurin subunit B type 2. Bases 91 to 603 code for a protein of 170 amino acids. The transcript has 5 exons. The record is from RefSeq and is a predicted model, not a curated record. Gene Ontology annotation, molecular function: calcium ion binding; calcium-dependent protein serine/threonine phosphatase regulator activity. NCBI's taxonomy places the organism in Eukaryota, Metazoa, Arthropoda, Insecta, Neuroptera, Chrysopidae.
AUUUCAAUGCUGGUUGAUUUCCAAAAACAAUUUUGACAUUAUAUUUCUCAACGUAAUCGCGUUUAGUGGUAGUUAGUUUUAAAAUAAAACAUGGGUAACGAAACGUCAUUACCCAUGGAGCUAUGCUCAAACUUUGAUGCUGAUGAAAUUCGCCGUUUGGGUAAGCGUUUUAGGAAACUUGACUUAGAUAAUUCCGGUGCCCUAAGUAUCGACGAGUUUAUGUCGUUACCUGAAUUACAACAAAAUCCAUUGGUACAACGUGUCAUCGAUAUAUUUGAUGCUGAUGGCAAUGGAGAAGUGGAUUUUAAAGAAUUCAUUCAGGGGGUAUCUCAAUUUAGUGUGAAAGGUGAUAAACUUUCAAAAUUACGAUUUGCGUUCAGAAUAUAUGAUAUGGACAAUGACGGAUUCAUUUCCAAUGGUGAAUUAUUUCAGGUAUUGAAAAUGAUGGUCGGUAAUAAUUUAAAAGAUACACAAUUACAACAAAUCGUUGAUAAAACCAUCUUAUUCGCUGAUAAAGACGAGGAUGGAAAAAUAUCAUUCGAUGAAUUCUGUUCUGUAGUUGGUAAUACAGACAUCCAUAAAAAGAUGGUUGUCGAUGUUUAAAUUUAUUAUACGAUCUCAUUAAACUACUAAAUACAAAGCAAAAAUAUUACAUCAGGAGAUUAAUGAUUUAUUUUCAAAAAAAAAAAUGUAAACCUGAUGUAAACCACUCAUAUAAACAAUUUUUGUG